Molecule: messenger RNA, 2322 nt
Organism: Ceratitis capitata (Mediterranean fruit fly)
Lineage: Eukaryota; Metazoa; Arthropoda; Insecta; Diptera; Tephritidae
Product: heat shock protein 70-like
Exons: 1
Coding region: 244-2160 (638 amino acids)
Biological process (GO): cellular response to unfolded protein; protein refolding
Cellular component (GO): cytoplasm
Molecular function (GO): heat shock protein binding; ATP binding; ATP-dependent protein folding chaperone
Source: RefSeq, a predicted model, not a curated record
GCUCUUCGUUUCAGAAUUGAAUUAACAAGCAAACAAUAAACAACUCGCAAAGAGAUUGUAGCAAACAAACAAACAAACAAACAAACGUGAAAGUGUUUUAACACAAACUGAUAUUUGAAUUCGUGAAAAGUAUAACAACAACAAGUAUUAGUAAAAAGUAUAACAACAACAAGUAUUAGUAAAAAGUAUCUAUUAAAGUAUUGAAGUACAAGAAGAAUAAGCAAAACAACAACACAAGUCAGAAUGGUAGCAAUCGGUAUUGAUUUGGGAACAACAUACUCCUGUGUUGGUGUCUUCCAACAUGGCAAAGUGGAGAUUAUCGCCAACGACCAAGGCAACCGCACAACACCCAGCUAUGUUGCCUUCACAGAGUCCGAGCGUCUCAUUGGCGACGCAGCCAAGAACCAGGUGGCGAUGAAUCCAAAGAACACAGUAUUCGAUGCCAAGCGAUUGAUUGGGCGCAAGUAUGAUGACCCGAAGAUCAUGGAGGACGUCAAGCACUGGCCAUUCAAAGUGGUGAGCGAUGGUGGCAAACCGAAAAUCAGCGUGGAGUACAAAGGAGAAAACAAACGAUUCGCACCAGAAGAAAUCAGUUCCAUGGUGUUGACCAAGAUGAAGGAGACCGCAGAGGCUUAUCUGGGCACAACAGUAACAGACGCGGUCAUCACAGUGCCUGCAUAUUUCAAUGACUCACAGCGACAGGCGACAAAGGAUGCUGGUCGAAUUGCUGGUUUGAAUGUGUUACGAAUCAUCAACGAACCCACUGCCGCCGCUUUAGCUUACGGUUUGGACAAGAAUCUCAAAGGUGAAAGGAAUGUGUUGAUCUUCGACUUGGGCGGUGGUACCUUCGAUGUUUCCAUCUUAACCAUUGAUGAAGGUUCGCUGUUCGAAGUACGUGCCACCGCAGGCGAUACACAUCUUGGUGGUGAAGACUUCGACAACCGGCUGGUGAGCCACUUGGCAGAAGAGUUCAAGCGCAAAUAUAAGAAAGAUCUGCGUUCGAAUCCAAGAGCACUGCGUCGUCUACGUACAGCCGCUGAACGUGCCAAACGUACUCUCUCAUCCAGCACAGAGGCCACAAUUGAAAUUGAUGCGCUGUUCGAGGGAAUUGACUUCUACACAAAAGUAUCGCGAGCACGCUUCGAGGAACUGUGUGCUGAUUUGUUCCGUCAAACCUUGGAACCAGUCGAGAAGGCUCUGAAUGAUGCGAAGAUGGACAAGAACCAGAUACAUGAUAUCGUCUUGGUUGGUGGUUCCACACGUAUACCAAAGGUGCAAAGUCUACUGCAGUCGUUCUUCUGUGGCAAGAGCUUGAACCUCUCUAUCAACCCCGACGAGGCGGUGGCAUAUGGUGCAGCAGUUCAAGCAGCUAUUCUGAGUGGCGACAAGAGCACUGAAAUUCAGGACGUGCUAUUGGUCGAUGUAGCGCCACUGUCCCUGGGUAUCGAGACGGCUGGUGGUGUAAUGGCGAAGAUCAUUGAAAGAAAUUGUCGCAUUCCAUGCAAACAAACUCAAACAUUCUCAACAUACUCGGACAACCAACCAGGUGUUACCAUUCAGGUGUACGAAGGUGAACGUGUGAUGACCAAUAACAACAACCGUUUGGGCACCUUCGACUUAUCAGGGAUACCACCAGCACCACGUGGAGUACCACAGAUUGAGGUAACCUUUGAUCUGGAUGCCAACGGUAUACUGAAUGUGUCGGCGAAGGAAAUGAGUUCGGGCAAUGCCAAAAACAUAACCAUCAAGAAUGACAAAGGACGUCUAUCACAAGCCGAAAUUGAUCGUAUGGUGAACGAAGCGGAGCGCUAUGCUGAAGAAGAUGAGCGUCAACGCAAUAAGAUCGCAGCCAGAAAUAGUUUGGAAAGUUAUGUGUUUGGCGUGAAGCAGGCGCUGGACAACGCUGGUGACAAACUGAGUGAGCGGGAGAAGAGCGAAGCACUGAAGGCUUGUGAUGACACAAUCAAAUGGCUCGAUGCUAACACGUUGGCCGACAAAGAAGAGUACGAAGACAAGAUGAACUCACUGACCAAACUGUGCUCGCCCAUCAUGACGAAAUUGCACAGUGGUGGUGGCGCGGGUCAGGGAGCGUCCUGCGGUCAACAGGCUGGCGGCUUCAAUGGUGGUCACACUGGACCUACCGUGGAGGAAGUAGAUUAAACACAAAUGUAAUUUAGGAAUAGAUCUCUCUAGAUUAAAAUGUAGUUUUGUAAGAACUUAGACUUAAAAUGUUAAUUAGUUCGUAGAAAGAAUGAAUCCUAUGUACAUAAAAGAAAGACUGAAAAUAUAGAACAUGAACAAAUUCUUUAUUUAAAACGAAAA